Molecule: messenger RNA, 1604 nt
Organism: Branchiostoma belcheri (Belcher's lancelet)
Lineage: Eukaryota; Metazoa; Chordata; Leptocardii; Amphioxiformes; Branchiostomatidae
Product: alpha-taxilin-like
Exons: 15
Coding region: 36-1604 (522 amino acids)
Molecular function (GO): syntaxin binding
Source: RefSeq, a predicted model, not a curated record
GAAUGGGCCCGUCCUUUCGCACGUGACGUCACAUCAUGGCGGACAACAUGAACGGUUCUCCCGAAGCCCAGGGUGUAGCAUCAGAACCUACUGCCCAGGAGGUCCCAGCAUGCUCAGUGAUGUCUCAAGACGCAGAGCCCGACUGCAGCAUCCUUGAGGAGACAGCAGACAUCAGCACCCCUCCCCCUGAGGAGGACACCCCCAGCCCCAGCCCUAGCCCCACCCCCGAGUCAGACCUGAGAGAAAAUGGCAGUUCUGCAGUUGACAAGAAGAAGGACAAGAAGAAGACCAAGAAGGGGUACAGGUGGGGCAUUGAAGCCGCCUUACAGAAUACUGGCCCUGAUGGCAAGCAGGGCGGAGCCGAGGGUAGCGCAGUGGACGCCAAGGAGAUUGAGCAGACCAUCAAGCAGACCAUGCAGACCCUGAACGCAAUGGACAACCCUGACGAAAAAUUGGCUGCAAUCGUGAAAAGAUAUGCAGAACUGCUGGGUGAUCACAGGUCCCUUCAGAGAGAAUUCAAGGCAAGUCAGCGAAUGCAGACACAGGUUCUGCGGGAGAAAGAGAAGCUGCAGGCUGAGCACAGCAAGGCUCUCCUGGCCAGGAGCAAACUGGAGAGUCUCUGCAGAGAGCUGCAGAGGCACAACAAGGCCAUCAAGGAAGAGUCCCAGAGGAAGAUGAAGGAAGAAGAAGAAAAGAGAAGGGAGAUCUCCUCAAAGUUCCAGACGACUCUGGGUGAGAUCAGCACACAGAUGGACGACAACAGAGACAGAAGUCUGAAGAUGAAGGAGGAGAACAUGGAGCUGUGUGGGAAGCUGAAGAGUUUGGUGGAACAGUACGAGAAGAGAGAGGAGCAUGUGGAGAAGCUGAUAAAACAGAAGGACCUGGAGCGUCAGCUGGCAGAGGCAAAGUUGCAGCAGGCAACCAUGAUGCUGGCUGAGGAGAAGGAGAAAUUCCUCACAGAGAAACAAGUGCUGCUGAAGGAGAACUAUGCCCAUCGGGAGAGGAGUGAACAAAUGGCCAUACAGGAGGAGAACAUGAAAAUGCAGCUGAAACUUUACACAGAGAAGUUUGAGGAGCUUCACAAGACGUUGAAUCAGAGCAACGAGGUCUUCAACAAGUUCAAGACCGAAAUGGACACAAUGAACAAAAGGAUGAAGAAACUGGAGAAGGAGUCGUUCCAGUGGAGAACAAAGUGGGAGAAAUCUAACGUCACACUGCUCGCCAUGGCUGAGGAGAAACAAACGAGAGACAAGGAGCUGAUCAUGUUGAGAACGAAGUGUGGGAAGCUGGAGAACCUGUGCCGGGCACUGCAGAACGCUCGCAGUGACACGGAGGGCGGCGCUGACAAGGUCUCCGAGGUCCUCACCAAGUUUGAAGAGGCAGAACAAAAAUUAGCAGCUGAGCCAAAGGACCCAGACCAGGACUCAUCUAAACCUAAACCUCACAACGAGACAGACGAAACUAAACAACCAGACAACGCAGAUAGUAAACAACCAGACAACGCAGAUACUAAACAACUAGAGGACGCAGAAACUAAACAAGCAGACGAUGCGGGAAAAACGGAGAAGCGUCCGGACAUGCCGCUGGUAUGCCGUCCACAGUGA